AAUACAUGGAGGAAUAGCUGUGAUAUCAUUGAAAGAUAAAUUAUUUGUUUAAAAAUAAAACAAGAAUAGCUUCUUUUCCCCUCUAAAUGAGUGGACACAGACUCAACAAGAUCAACAUGUUCCUCUUGAGAUUCAGUGGAAAAGCAAAGGGAGAGUCUUCACCACACGGUUAUUAAUUUCCCACUUUUCUAGGUACACCCUGAUGGUAGAGAAGGAGGUGAGCAUGUUCCAAAAGUAGUGAGUCCUUUCUCAUCAGAACACUAGAGGACCAGAAUGUCUAAGUGCUGCUGUGUCGAGGCCUGAGCGCAUGUCCCAUUGUUUCCAGUGACCUGUAGAGCAGUCUGUCAACCCCUACCUUGCUUUGGGGCCAGCUGGGAGUAGCCAGACAAGAAUUAAACUGGAGGUCAUAGGUGUCUCACACCUAAGGAUGGCAUAGUAAAUCCAACAAUAAGAAAAGAUUUGAAAACUGUACCAAAAUUCUACUGUUGUCCAAUUGAAGGAUGCCCUAGAGGCCCUGACAGACCAUUUUCUCAAUUUUCUCUCGUAAAACAGCACUUUAUGAAAAUGCAUGCUGAAAAGAAGCAUAAAUGUAGUAAGUGCAGCAAUUCUUAUGGCACUAAAUGGGACUUGAAAAGACACGCAGAGGAUUGUGGCAAGACCUUCCAGUGCACGUGUGGCUGUCCCUAUGCCAGUAGAACUGCAUUACAGUCCCACAUUUACCGAACUGGCCAUGAGAUCCCUGCAGAACACAGGGAUCCACCUAGUAAGAAAAGGAAAAUGGAAAACUGCCUGCACAACCAGAAGUUGUCCAGUAAGACCAUUGAAUCGUUGAGCAACCAACCAGCCCCAAGAGCAGACACUCAAGAACUAGAAACUUCAGAAAUAAAGCUAGUCGCUUCCUUUGAAGACUCUUGCAGCUCUAAUUCCAGAAAGCAGACUCUUACAACACCUCCGAGAUAUCCUCAGAAGUUGCUUUUACCAAAGCCCAAAGUGGCUUUGGUUAAACUACCCAUUAUGCAGUUUUCUCCUCUGCCUGUCUUUGUGCCUACAGCCGACUCCUCUGCCCAGCCUGUGGUGCUCAGUGUUGAUCAUCAGGGCUCUGCCCCGGGCGCUGUGCACUUACUGCCCUUGUCAAUAGGAACCCUGAUCCUUGGCCUGGAUUCAGACGCUUGCUCUCUUAAGGAGAGCCUCCCUCUUUCAAAAGUUGUAAAUCCUGUUGCUGUUGAGCCAAUUAGUACAGGUGUUCAAGUGAACUUGGGUAAAAGUUCAUCUGCUCCUUUACAAGAACUAGGGAAUGCAUGUCAAAAGAACAGCAUUUCUUCAAUCAAUGUACAGACAGAUCUGUCUUAUGCCACACAACACUUUAUACCUUCUGCACAGUGGGCUAACCCUGAUUCCUCUGUAUCGUCUUGUUCUCAAACUGAUUUGACGUUUGGUUCUCAAGUUUCCCUUCCCAUUAGUGUUCAUACUCAAACAUUUUUGCCUGAUUCUAAGGUAACCACAUCUAUAGCUGCUCAAACUGAUGCGUUUGUAGAUGCCUGCUUCCAGUCAGGUGGGAUCUCCAGAGAAACUCAAACCAGUGGAAUGCAAAGUCCAACAGAUGACCGAGUACAGAUGGACCAAGCUGUAAUGUGUGGAGCCAUUUUUGAGAGUGUCCAUUCAUCAUACGGUGUUUCUACAGACAGUAUUAUAAGCAGCAGCUUAGUAGCAGAGACUGUACCUCAUGGUUUGUUACCUCAGAACCACCCUAAGACUUUAAAUCAAGAUAUUGAGAAAUCUGCACCAAUUAUAAACUUCAGUGCACAGAACAGUAUGCUUCCUUCACAGAACAUGACAGAUAAUCAGACCCAAACCAUAGAUUUAUUAAGUGAUUUAGAAAACAUCUUGUCAGGUAAUCUGCCUGGUCAGACAUUGGACAAUCGUAGUCUUUUGUCUGACACAAAUACUGGACCUGACAACCAGCUCCCAUCUGGCCCAACCCAGAAUCCUGCAAUUGAUUUUGAUAUUGAAGAGUUCUUUUCGGCCUCAAAUAUCCAGACUCAAACUGAAGAGAGCGAGCUUAGCACCAUGACCACUGAGCCAGUCUUGGAAUCACUGGACAUAGAGACCCAAACUGACUUCUUACUUGCAGACACCUCUGCCCAGUCCUACAGUUGUAGGGGAAAUUCUAACUUCUUAGGCCUUGAAAUGUUUGACACGCAAACGCAGACAGACUUAAACUUCUUUUUAGACAGUAGCCCUCAUCUGCCUCUGGGAAGUAUUCUGAAACACUCCAGCUUUUCCAUGAGUACUGAUUCGUCUGACACAGAGACCCAAACUGAAGGAAUCUCCGCUGCUAAAAACAUACCUGCUCUAGAAAGCAAAGUUCAGUUGAACAGUACAGAAACGCAGACCAUGAAUUCUGGCUUUGAAACCCUGGGGAGCUUGUUCUUUACCAGCAAUGAAACUCAAACAGCAAUGGAUGACUUUCUUCUGGCCGAUUUGGCCUGGAAUACGAUGGAAUCUCAGUUCAGCUCUGUAGAAACCCAGACGUGUGCAGAACCACACACAGUCUCCAACUUCUAAACGUGGAGGCCUUGUGUGGGCUGGCAUUUACGAUUUCCUUCUGGAUUUAGAAAAUGGAGAAUGGGGACAACAGUAUUAACUCUAUUGAAUGUAGUUGAUGAUGCAGUUAUUUCAAUUCUUUGAGCUUCUUUGCCUUUUGUAUUUGUAAACAUGAAAUUUGUGUAUAAAUGUGAGUGUAUUGUAAAGUGUAAGAUGUUGA
Ceratotherium simum simum (southern white rhinoceros) is the source of this 2764-nucleotide messenger RNA. The record is from RefSeq and is a predicted model, not a curated record. Lineage: Eukaryota; Metazoa; Chordata; Mammalia; Perissodactyla; Rhinocerotidae.